CCAUCACUAUGACACUAUCACGUGACUCAAAACUUCUCCUUUUCUCUCUUUUGCUUUUGUUUUGCGCUUCGAAUUCGAAACAUCAAUGGCGCCCAAGGCUGCGGAGAAGAAGACCGUCGCCGAGAAGGCUCCCGCCGAGAAGAGGCCCAAGGCCGAGAAGCGUAUUCCUUCAAAGGACUCCGGCGACAAGAAGAAGAAGAGGAUAAAGAAGGGAGUCGAAACCUACAAGAUGUACAUCUUCAAGGUUUUGAAGCAGGUGCAUCCUGACAUUGGUAUCUCAAGCAAGGCUAUGGUUAUCAUGAACUCUUUCAUCAAUGAUAUCUUUGAGAAGCUUGCUCAAGAGGCCUCCCGCUUGGCCCGGUACAAUAAGAAGCCGACCAUUACCUCGCGGGAGAUCCAGACUUCCGUCCGCCUCGUGCUCCCUGGAGAGCUUUCGAAGCAUGCCGUAUCUGAGGGUACAAAGGCUGUCACCAAGUUCACCAGUUCUUAGGUUGAGAAAUUUGGGGUUGUUUUUGUACCAUCGCUGUUAUUUUUCAUUCCUUCAUCGUUUUGAUGAAAUUAGGGUUUAGGCGGGUUUGUAGAGUCCAUGAAUACAGCCCCGUUUCAACAAGUUAUUGUUUUUAUGCCUAAAGUUUUGCCUUUUAGUCUCAAUACUUGAAUGCAUGAUUGAAUGGUUCAUCUA
Dioscorea cayenensis subsp. rotundata (Guinea yam) is the source of this 682-nucleotide messenger RNA. Its product is annotated as histone H2B-like. Bases 86 to 490 code for a protein of 134 amino acids. The record is from RefSeq and is a predicted model, not a curated record. The transcript has a single exon. Gene Ontology annotation, molecular function: protein heterodimerization activity; DNA binding; structural constituent of chromatin. Gene Ontology annotation, biological process: nucleosome assembly. NCBI's taxonomy places the organism in Eukaryota, Viridiplantae, Streptophyta, Magnoliopsida, Dioscoreales, Dioscoreaceae. Gene Ontology annotation, cellular component: nucleosome.